Messenger RNA from Silurus meridionalis, 1687 nucleotides. RefSeq names its product nuclear FMR1 interacting protein 1 (gene nufip1). The coding region runs from base 186 to 1544 and encodes 452 amino acids. Gene Ontology annotation, molecular function: RNA binding. NCBI's taxonomy places the organism in Eukaryota, Metazoa, Chordata, Actinopteri, Siluriformes, Siluridae. Gene Ontology annotation, biological process: box C/D snoRNP assembly. Gene Ontology annotation, cellular component: nucleus. The transcript has 10 exons. The record is from RefSeq and is a predicted model, not a curated record.
UGGUGGCGGUAAUGUAACAAGAGUUCGUCUGGCAACCGACAAUAAACACGAAAGAAGAAGAAGGAAAACCACGCUGUUUCGAUGCACUCCGUUUCGGUAAAAUUAUAAUUGAUAGCUCGUUUUAAUACAACCUAGCCUCUAUAUACCACAUAGUAAUUGUGUUUAUCUCGUGAUUGACGGUGGACAUGGCUGAAUCCGAGGGGUGUUUACAGAGCGACUCGAGCUGGCUAGCUCAAGAAGCCCCGUUGAAUUUACAGCAGACAAUGCAGCAGCAGUCGCACACAUUUCAGGCAUUAAGAGACUGGAACUGGUUUCAUUCUGCGCCGACAAAUCCGUGGCCUCCAAACCCAGUCAGCAGCGGCGGAGCUCCAGCUUAUGUACAGCACUACAGUUUUGGUCAUGGGUGUCAUUAUGGGAGGCAGGACCAUGGUCAAAACCAGUGGAGAAAAAAACAGAAAAAACAGAAAGAAUCAGAAUUCAGUCAUUUCUGUGAUACUUGUGAUCGAGGUUUCAAAAACGAACAGAAAUAUGAUGAGCAUAUUGCCCAACAUGUAAAGUGUUCUUUUGAGGAUUGCAAAUACACUGCACAUGAGAAGCUUGUCAAAAUCCACUGGAAAAAUAGUCAUGCCCGAGGAGCAAAACGAAUUAAGUUGGACACUCCAGAUGAAAUUGCUAAAUGGAGAGAGGAAAGGAGACGGAACUACCCAACACAAAGCAAUAUACAGAAGAAAAUUAAAUUAGUGGAAGUCAAAGAGAAGAGAGGAGAUGUGCUGGAAACCACUCAGUUUGGACGCUUUAAAAGGCAUGGUCGAGUGCAUGGUAGGCAAGGUUUCCAGACUCACAGAGGACAUGCAGAUGGUGGCCAUCAACACUUCCAUCCAGGUAGUGAAAAGGUGGAGCAAGCAUCACCUCUUGCAUGUCCUCCCCAAGAUGUAGAUCCUCUAGGAGUCCUGGCCACCAGUGACCCAGAUUCAGAGAAAGAAGAGUCUGUAAAGGAGAUGAAGGCUUCUAUUUCUGUGGCCCCCAAAAAUCUGACCUCCGCUCUAGGAUCACUGAUAUGCAGCUAUGGAGAAGAUAUGACUGAAAGUGAUGAAGAACUGGAGGAUUCUCCUAUCCUGAAAAGUGCUUUGGCUUUAGAGGAAAACAAGGCCUUGCUUGCAGCUAAUUCUACCCCAAACCAGAAUAGUGCACAAAAGCCUAAGAAAAGGCAGACAAUUAAGGAAUCUAAGAUCAGCCAACAAGUACCACAUCUUCAGUCACAUCUUAAGAGGAGUGGAGUAAGAGGGAGAAGAAGGGGAAGACAAAAUAAUGAUCCUAGGACUGAUCAACAAAAAUGUUGUCCCACUUUACUAGAGAUGUUGUUGGCUCCAGAUAUUCGUCAUGAAAGGAAUGUGUUGCUUCAGUGCAUUCGCUAUAUAAUUCAUAAGGAAUUUUUUGGUCUAGCUUGUAAAGAGUCCAACAUUGUGAGGCCAGAUGUUGCAGCUGCAGUAGUGUAUAGUUUUGUGUCAGGAAACAAUGUUAGUGUAAAUGGCAUCACAACAUGAUAAUCUCUCAAAAUAAGCAUUCAGUUGUGAUGAAAGUUACCUGGUGAGACAGUCAUUGAAAAGAAUAUUUUUGAAGAAGUAUUUUUGUUAUAGGAUAAACAUUAAAGGAUAUAACACAGGAAAUAAAAACUAUUGCUCAAUAA